UCUUGUCGUCUGGAUAGUCUGAAGUUCACCAAGACAUCCAGCAAGCCCACCCACCAACGAACCAACGAACCCAAAGAGACGCUACGAAACCCAUAAACUCGCACUUACGCGUCGCUCUGCUCGUUUUGCAAGGCACCUCGUCAUCAACAUAGUUACCGUUGUGCCGACCGGCUGUUUGCUACUCCCGACAACCGUCCGGGGUCUGCUUGUCAAACCCCUCCCCCCCUUUUCUCGGCCUGGCCUACACCGUCGGCGUGACGGGCCUAGAUAGACACCACAUCAACCUCAAGCUUCGCCCCUUCGCGUAGCAAACCGCGAGCUAAAGUGCCGGUUUUCCUGUGCGAGGACCAACGCUAGAAAGGGAAGGUAGAGCCGAAGACGACAAGUAGGUAACCGCCAAAAUGCCCUUCAUAAAUGGCCCCAGUCCCUCCCCGUCUCCCUCGCCCGAGCUGGACACACACUACGGUCCUCCCCGCGCCACCAUCAAGCCCCUCGGGUACGCGAGACGCCACAACCACGCCAGCUCCAGACACAAUCGCCUCGCCGCCAUGGGGAAUCCCGACGACCGAUACCACCAGCUAUCACAACUCCACCUCGGCCCCGAGGCCCCCGCCGAUGACGCCUCUUCUAACGUGAGCCGGUCGCCCUCGGAUCGCAUCUCGUCUUUCUUCCGCCGCGUCGGCGGCUCCUCUCAGAGCGCCGAAUCGAAGCACCCCCAGCACCCCGCCUGGAGCAGUAGCUGGUGGUCGGCGAGUUUGCCCCCUCAGCCUCAGCCGCCGGCGCCGCGGUUCCCUCCGCCGUCCUACGAGGAGGCCACGACGGCCGCCCCGGCAUCGCCCAGGCCGGUCAAGGACGACCAGUACGCGUUCCUGAGCGAGUUCAACACCAUCUUCCUGAUCGACGACUCGUACUCGAUGAAGGGCGAGCGGUGGCGCGAGACGCAGCGCGCGAUCGAGGCGGUGCUGCCGGUGUGCGUGGCGCACGACGCGGACGGGGUGGACGUGUACUUCCUGAACCACCGGACGGCGGACGGGGGGGACGCGGCGCGCGGGGCGGCGGCGACGGGGUACCGCAACGUGCGCAGCGCGGGGGAGGUGAUGGCGCUGUUCGCGGGGGUGCGGCCGCGGCAGGCGACGCCGACGGGCACGCGGCUGGACGCGAUCCUGCGGAGCUACCUGGGGCGGUACGAGGCGGCGGCGCGGGAGACGGGGGACGCGUACUGCCUGCGGCCGAUCAACGUGAUCGUGGUGACGGACGGCCAGCCGACGGACGAGCCGGGCGAGAUCAUCGCGCUGGCCGCGCGCCGGCUCGACGCCGCCGGCGCGCCCCCGCACCAGGUCGGCGUCCAGUUCUUCCAGGUCGGCGCCGACCCCGCCGCCACCGCCGCCCUCCGCGACCUCGACGACGACCUCUGCCGCCGCGAGGGCGUCCGCGACAUGGUCGACACCGUCACCUUCGACGCCGCCCGCCGCCUCACCGGCCAGGGCAUCCUCAAGGUCGUCCUCGGCGCCGUCAAGCGCAAGCUCGACCGCGUCGACCUCGCCACCCGCGAACGCAGCGGAAGCGCCAGCGCCAGCGACAGUGCCAACGGUACCUCCCGACGGCAGUCGAGGGGAGGUUGAUCCAUCUCAAAAUGCCCUCCCUAGCUAAGAUUACGAUUUUCCUUUUUUUUUUCUUUUAGAUAUUUAUUACCGGGCUGGUUUAGAGACCAGGAACUGGGGAACUAUGGAUGGGGGGCAUGACAUAGUAUCCAGGGGUAGGCAUACUGGCUCGGAAGGCUCGCCGGGGUCGAGCUCCGGCUUCAUCGCCAGGCGCGUUUUCAUCUCCUCUCACAUCGGGAUUCUGAGUCCCCGGCCUCCGCGAGGUUCUCCCGCGGGCUUAUACGGGACCCUGUUACUAGAUUCGGGCGUGGACCGUAGCCUACACAUGGCAACAGUAGGAGUUACACAAGGGCUCGCGCCCCUAAAAGCAGUGUUCGCGUCUCUCCAUUCCAAAAUUGUACUUGGCUCAUAAAUAACUGCUUGCGUGCUCGGGCAGGCAAUUCGUGGUAUACUUGCUACCGCCUCAGAAAUUAUCGUGCUCUACGUUUCCCGUAGGUAUAGGUAUGUAAAGUGACG
Messenger RNA from Durotheca rogersii, 2117 nucleotides. RefSeq lists its product as uncharacterized. Bases 402 to 1622 code for a protein of 406 amino acids. The record is from RefSeq and is a predicted model, not a curated record. NCBI's taxonomy places the organism in Eukaryota, Fungi, Ascomycota, Sordariomycetes, Xylariales, Xylariaceae. The transcript has a single exon.